Messenger RNA from Lachancea lanzarotensis, 1854 nucleotides. RefSeq names its product LALA0S01e10440g1_1 (gene SYO1). The coding region runs from base 1 to 1854 and encodes 617 amino acids. The transcript has a single exon. The record is from RefSeq and is a predicted model, not a curated record. NCBI's taxonomy places the organism in Eukaryota, Fungi, Ascomycota, Saccharomycetes, Saccharomycetales, Saccharomycetaceae. Gene Ontology annotation, biological process: ribosomal large subunit biogenesis; protein import into nucleus.
AUGGGUAAAUCUAAAAGAAGAUCUAGAGCUUCUCGCUUCAAAAGCGCACCGCUAGGUAAAAAAGAUAAAUCAGCUUUGAACGAUGAGGCGGUUAACGUUAAGAGGAUUCUGCCGCUUCUUAAACAACUUCAAAGUGCAGUUCCAAACGACAGAAGUAUGGCGCUUGGAAAUGUUGUUGUGCUUUGUGAAGAUCCUUACAUGCGGAAACUGUUUCUUAAGGAAAAACUAGCGCAUUUGGUGCUAACCAAGCUGCUUUCAGACGAUAAUAUGGAUAUUGUAGUGGAAGCGCAUGGACUUUUGAGAAAUCUGGCCCUUGAGGAGGGCUACGACGUUUGUGCGUUUCUUUGGAGAUCAGACAUCUGGAAAAGCAUCAACUCCGGAUUUCACAAACUAGAGAAAUCCGUCAAAUGGCUAUCGACUAAUACUCCAACCAAGAAGGAGUCUACCAGGCAACUUUUUGAUUUCGGAGACAAUUUACUGUCUCUUAUCGUUGCGCUGGUGAAUGGAUGCGGUUUCAUCCUGAGCGAUAUCUUAAAAUCUGGCAAGUUACAGGAGAUCUUCGCCGUAGUGCGCUUGAUUGCAGAGUACGGCCUCGAGGGUAUAAAUGGCAGCUUCACUCUUAGAAUCCCAAUUUCUCUAUUCAAUUCCAUUUUGGAUCUGUUGUACGAUUUGAGUUCUGAAUCUCUAGACUUUAUUGAAGCGGUGACUGCCGACUCGUAUUUAUCGGAAUUUGUCAAAGCUCUUCCAACCAUGCAAAUCACAACAGCCAAUGAAUUGACGGGUGUCUUGAUUCAAGGUGUUCUUCUACAGUUCUUGGACUCAGAUAUCACAUCGGAGCAGGCCAAUGCUAUAAUAGUCAACGUUUGUUCUACAAUCGAAAACAUCAAUCUAGAGCAGAUGAAAAAAGUCCUGUCAAAUGCUGACAUUGAUAGCGAACUCAAAGAUUCAUCGAACGAUCAGAUCUCUGGGAAAAUAAAAGAAUUCAACAAACAGCGGGCUUUGGCGGCAAUGCAUCUGCAGAGUAUUGAAGUUACACUUGACAUUGUGACUGCAUCUCUGGAGCUGAUUGCCGCAAAUUCUGAAGCUGGAGGUGAGCCAAUGAAUACAGACCUGAUACGAAGCUUGACCGUUUCCCUUCCGGUGGUCUUCCAAUCGUUAUUUGACGAUUUCAAGGUACGGGUGCUGAUCGCUUGGAACAAUUUACUGUGGCUGUAUCUAACUCUUCAAAUCAACUUUCUCGAGCUUCCUAACGAAAUUUGGCAAACUUUAUGGGAGCGUUUAUCUGCGAACGAUGAGACAGAGGACAAAGAUCUCAGCUUGCGCUUGGGUAAGCUGGGUGUUACAUGGGCGCUCUUAAAGACAGUGCAAGUACAAGAGUCUCAAGCCGCUUACCUGGAGCGCCUGCAGUGCGACAACGUAGAUUUCGCCUCAUCGAUCAUAGCUCAAUACAACGACAUCGAAGGCCUAGAAGAAGAAGAAGUACAAGAUCUAAGGCAGAGGUGCUGUGGUGUUCUAGGGUGUAUCGCGAUGUUGCCAGGACACGUCGAUCUCAAUCGCCAAAUAGGACAAUUUCUGAUAGAACAAAUGGCUAGCGGUAAAUCUUCUCCUGCCACUUUGGUUGACAUUUGCGAUGUUUUGAUUGACAUCUACUGCGAUGCCAACUUCGACUAUGAUGAACCCGUUUUUGUGCAAGGCGGAUUCGUUCGUGUUCUACAAGAAAGUGUAGUGCCGAACCUCAAGCAGAAGUUCAAGUUUGUGGACAAGAAUAAGGAUGCCGAACUGAAAGAAAAAUGUCAGACGACCUUGAGCACGCUGGAAAGAUUCAUCAGUUACAAAUCAACAGAGCAUCGGUGA